Messenger RNA from Peronospora matthiolae, 249 nucleotides. NCBI's taxonomy places the organism in Eukaryota, Oomycota, Peronosporomycetes, Peronosporales, Peronosporaceae. The record is from the annotation of a GenBank genome assembly.
AUGAUUAAGUCAGAUGAAGUUGAUGAUGAUGCUGGCGUUUUCAGCAUCGCCAACGACUGUUGCACCGAGAAUGACGCCAUCCUCGCCGAUAAAAAGGAAGAGGAAAGGACUCUUUCUGCGGUUAUCACAAGGCGAACUGGACAAAGCAACGCCGAGCAGAAGAAGGAUUUCUGCUGGCUCGUGAAGCAGUGGUCCGUUUCGUCAGGAUUCCAUCGCUUACGCGGUGGACCGGCAGAAACGGAACGCUGA